AUGCUAAAUGUGGCUGUAAACGAGUUCACUGGGGCAUUAGGUGAAAGUGCAGGGGCUAUUGCUAUUGAGGCAACAAAGAACACCACAUUGGUUCGGCAUUCUGUGGAAGCCGCAAUCCGUGUCGUCACCGACGCAGAGAUAAAAUCAACGGCACCGAAAAGAGAAGCUCAAACUACGAUGAGGGAAGCGCAGGAGGAGUUGGAAGCGCUGAAGAAUGAAAUGGAGCAUCUCGACAAAGUGGUGAUUAAGGGGAGUGCUUCUGGUUCCCACCCAUCUACAGCAGAAUAUGCAGCACCCCUUUCGACUGCAACAAACAAAAACAACACUGACACCAGCAGCAACCCUGCGUGGGUGCGUGCGCCGCUGAUGCUGCUGCUCGCCUGUGUGGCCGUGUGGUAA
Molecule: messenger RNA, 399 nt
Organism: Trypanosoma grayi
Lineage: Eukaryota; Euglenozoa; Kinetoplastea; Trypanosomatida; Trypanosomatidae
Exons: 1
Coding region: 1-399 (132 amino acids)
Source: RefSeq, a predicted model, not a curated record